AUGAGAGUUCACCAUUAUUUGACUUACAUCAUCUUGGGAAUCUUAUUCUAUGUCAAUGGAGCUUUUGGUGAUUCUUCUGCCACGCCGUCUUCAACAUCUGUUGGAACUCUAUCAACAGUUAAUGGUAUCACAACAGUUCACACAGAUAUUUAUCGUGCAACUACCCUAUCAUCAUUAUGUGCCCAUGCCUCACAAACUGGUUCAUUGAACGGGAGAAAUUACAGAGCUGCUUAUGAUAUCACUGGUAAAAAUUCUGGGUGGAUCAUUGUUUCUCGUGUUUUAACAGUUACUUGGUAUUUCCAAUUUGAUCAACCUAUCGAAGCUUCUGCUUUCAGUGUCUCCAAAUUUGGUCUUGAAAUUUCCAAUGUGAAAGGUAGUGUGAAUUUGGAACAUGGGUCAUUCCUUGUCUCCUAUGAUGUUACUCUUCCAUAUUUAACACUUAUAAUUUCUGUCCCACUUUAUUGUGCUGCUGAUUAUGUUACUUUUGAAUUCUCUGUCCCUCCAGCUUCUGAUUCUGUGACUAAGCGUGAACUACCACCAGGAUUAGAUCUUUAUGACCUUUUCAAACGUGAUGAGAAACUACGGCCUGAUGAUCCCAAUUAUGAUGGUUUCCAUGAUUAUGGUUAUUCUGCCCUUGAUGGAACAUCUUAUGAUAGUUAUAGUCUACAGAAACGUGAUGAUGCAACACAUUAUUAUGCCUUUUAUGUUGGUACUGCUGGUGCUGUUAUCGGUACUAUAAUCAGUCAAACCUUUUGUGGGCUAACAAAUUGGUUCAACUGUCCUGUUUACACCCAAGGUUUAAGUUUUGAUUGUGAUGCUUUCAAAUCUUAUUUGUCAUGUUCGGACUCUUUAGUGCUAACUGAAAGUUAUACACUGGUACCAACUCCAACACCUUCUUCAUCAUCAAUGGUUUCCUCUACGUUAUCAUCCUCUAUCAUAUUAACCACAAGCACUACAAUUACUUCAAGUACUUCAAAAACUCAAGUUACCACAAGUUCAACUACAUCGUCCACAUCAAAGACUACUUCUGUUUCUACAAGUACUUCAAAACCACCAACCAGUACUAUCACUAGCUCAAAAUCAUUGACCACUAGUAGUCCAGUUACUUCGAGAUCAUCAACAUCAAAACCUUCCACACAAACGACUUCAACAUUGAAGACCACAACUACAAAAACUACUACUAUCUCUACAGAUGUCUCAACUUCAAAAACUAUUACAGUUGUUACGAGUGUUUCAACACCAAAAACUUCAACUUCAACUUCAACUUCCAUCACUCCAGUUACGACUUCGUCAACAUCGAAGACUAGUACUUCUACAAGCUCAACAACACCAAAGACCAGCUCAUAUACAAGUUUGUCAACUUCAAAGACUAGUUCAUCUACAACCUUGUCAACUUCAAAGACUAGUACCUCCACAAGCUCAACAACAACAAGUACUACUACUUCUACAAGUUCGCCAACAUCAAAAACUAGUUCAUCUACAACUAGUGAGCCUGAUAAAACAACAUCAACAACAAAGUCAUCAAGCACUGAUCCGGUUACUUCAAGCUCCUCAGUGUCCACAGAACCUUCUACAAUUGUUUCAACAUCAACAUCUUCAACAACAAAGACUGUUACGAUCGUUUCAAGCUCCUCAGCAUCCAAGACUACUACCUUGCAACCGACCAUUUCAACUACAACAAGUGCGUCAACUACAAGUUCGUCAACUACAAAGACUACUCCAGUUGUUUCCAGCUCGUCGUCGUCAAAGGAUCCUACAGUUUCCAGUGACACAUCGUCUACGGGUACAAUGACUUCUCAAACAACAACCAGUAUGUCAAAACCACAGACCAGUUUGAAUACUACUAGCUCAAAGCCUCAGCUUACCACAACCACUACUAGUGUAUCAAGCUCCAUAAAAUCCCACACUAGUGUCUUUACAACUACUUGGACGGACUCAGCUGGUCAUACCUCUACCGGUAUUGUUAGUGAAUAUCCAACUACUGGUACAAAUGGCGUUGCUGGUACAGGUACUACUACUAUUCCAAUUAUUGGUAGUAGUUCAAAAUCUAGUUCUGGUGCUUCUAGUGAUUUUGUCAGCUCAAGCUCUUCGGUGUCAUACUCUAGCUCUGGUGCUUCUAGUGGUUUUGUCAGCUCAAGUUCUGCGGUGUCAUACUCUAGCUCUGGUGCUUCUAGUGGUUCUGUCAGCUCGAGCUCUUCGGUGUCGUACUCUAGCUCAGGUGCUUCUAGUGGUUUUGUCAGCUCAAGCUCGUCGGUGUCAUACUCUAGCUCAGUUGCUUCUAGUGAUUUUGUCAGCUCAAGCUCUUCGUUGUCAUACUCUAGCUCUGGUGCUUCCGGUGAUUUU
Molecule: messenger RNA, 2343 nt
Organism: Hansenula anomala
Lineage: Eukaryota; Fungi; Ascomycota; Saccharomycetes; Phaffomycetales; Wickerhamomycetaceae
Exons: 1
Source: RefSeq, a predicted model, not a curated record